Polychytrium aggregatum is the source of this 1154-nucleotide messenger RNA. RefSeq names its product mitochondrial carrier domain-containing protein. Gene Ontology annotation, biological process: folate import into mitochondrion; nucleotide transport. NCBI's taxonomy places the organism in Eukaryota, Fungi, Chytridiomycota, Chytridiomycetes, Polychytriales. The record is from RefSeq and is a predicted model, not a curated record. Gene Ontology annotation, cellular component: mitochondrion. The transcript has 6 exons. Gene Ontology annotation, molecular function: folic acid transmembrane transporter activity; FAD transmembrane transporter activity. The coding region runs from base 127 to 1098 and encodes 323 amino acids.
UGGAUCGCAAGCAACGCAACCUUUGAAUCGCAGCGCUCUGAAAGGCACGCCCCGUACAAAUCAACGAGCCAGCAGCCCACAGCCUCCAUAUCGGCAACAGCCUCUGCAGCCUCCGUGCCAAUCUCCAUGACAGAAGCCAACACUGCCAAGCCAAAAUCCGGGACGCUGACAGGGUCCCGCUCCGUCGACCAGGCCCUGGCUGGCUUCUCGGCCGGGUUUGUAUCGACAGCGGUUCUGCAUCCGUUUGAUCUCAUCAAGACAAGAUUCCAGGUCUCCAAUCAGCAGAGGCAUACCACUCCCGGGACAGCCUCGUCGGCCGGCUCGCAGUCCUCGGGCACGCCAUACCAAAACACUCUCCAGGCCUAUCGCUAUAUCCUCAAGGACGAAGGCGGGCACCGGGCCCUCUAUCGUGGCGUUGUGGCCAACCUGGCUGGCUCGACUCUGUCCUGGGGGUUCUACUUUUUCUGGUACGACACGAUCAAAUCCGCCAUGAGGACCGAGAAGAACCAGAAGCUGAGUCCCGGGCACCACAUGCUUGCGUCUAUGGCAGCUGGCGGAAUCACAGUGUUUUUUACCAACCCGUUCUGGCUGGCAAAGACUCGCAUCUGCGCCCAGAAAGCCAGCGAUCCAGGCGCAUACAAGGGACUCUGGGACUGCCUGUCCCGGACAUAUCGACAAGAAGGAAUCCGGGGCCUGUAUCGAGGCGUCGUCCCUGCUUUGAUAGGCACAUCGCAUGGCGCUGUGCAGUUCACUGUGUACGAAGAGCUCAAAAAGGUCCGGGCAGAGCUGGUUCACGGCGACAGCUCCGACAAACUGGGAACGCUGGAGUACCUGGCGAUGGCAGCGCUAUCCAAAAUCAUGGCGACGUCGAUUACAUACCCGUAUCAAGUCGUCAAGGCUCGGAUCCAGAACCAGCGCAGCGAGAAUCCAGCCACCUCCCGGAGCGUGCUCGGAACGGUAGGGGUCAUUUGGAGGAACGAAGGCCUGCGUGGGUUCUACCGCGGGCUGGAGACGGGUCUUUUGCGGGUGCUUCCUGGCACAUGCAUCACAUUUGUUGUGUACGAAACGCUCAGCAAGGCAUUCGCCAAUACCAAAUGAGCCAUCUGCAGGAUAUGCCAUCAGUGCAGUGCAUAACAGUUUCUCGUCACUUGGCC